This is a messenger RNA of Spirodela intermedia, 1712 nucleotides long. NCBI's taxonomy places the organism in Eukaryota, Viridiplantae, Streptophyta, Magnoliopsida, Alismatales, Araceae. The record is from the annotation of a GenBank genome assembly.
AUGUCGUCUAGACAGGAAGAGAGAGCCGAGAGUGCAGCCAAGGAGGCGGAGACCGCCGCCAAGAAAGCCGCGCCCGAAGGGGAGGAGUCCAGGGGACAGGCUGCGGUGGUGGCCGCCGGUGGUGCCCCCGAAUCGACGGAGCAGCAUCCGCGGGGGGUGCUCGAAAGCCUCCAGGAAGGGACCAAGUCCCUCUUUAGGGCGGUUCACGACACCUACGAGCACGCCAAGGAGGUGGCCACGGGCAAGGCCCACGAAACGGCGGAGAAGGCGGGCGAGGCCAAGGAGGCGGCCGCAGGGAGGGCCGCCCAGGCUAAGGACGCCACCGUCCAGAGGGCAGGAGAGGUGAGGGAGGGCACGGCGGGAAAGGCAAGUGAAUACAAGGAUACUGCCGCGGAGAAGGCGAGGGAGGGCAAGGACACCACCGCACAGAAGAUGGGGGAGUACAAGGAUACCGCUGCGGAGAAGGCGAGGGAGGCCAAGGACACCACCACACAGAAGAUGGAGGAGUACAAGGAUACCGCUGCGGAGAAGGCGAGGGAGGCCAAGGACACCACCGCACAGAAGAUGGGGGAGUACAAGGAUACCGCUGCGGAGAAGGCGAGGGAGGCCAAGGACACCACCGCACAGAAGACGGGGGAGUACAAGGAUACGGCUGCUGAGAAGGCAAGGGAGGCGAAGGAAUCGGCCGUGAAGAAGGUUGGAGAGUCCGAGGAAUCCACCAUUCAGAAGACGCAAGAGCACAAGGACGCAGCGGCUGAGAGGGCGAGGGAGGCGAAGGACGUUGCUGCGAGUAAGACCGCGGAAUACAAGGACACAGCGGGUGAGAAAGCGAGAGAGGGCAAGGAGACAGUGGGGGAGAGGAUGGCCGAGUACAAGGAGUCGGCGGCGGACGCAGCGAGGAAGGCCAUGGAGCUGCUGACGGGAAAGAAGGAAGGAGCGAAGGAGAAGGCGGAUGAGAUGGAUGAAGCAACCAAGGUGCGGCUUUUAGUUUAGUUUCAAUAUUCUUAUGUCUGGGAAAUACUUUUGUGGGUUAACUUAUAUUUCCGGAGGGUAGGACAAGAAAGAGCGCGAAGAAGAUCGAUUAGAGAUGUCUGAAAGCAAGAGGGGGUCAGUAACAUGUAUGUGGAGACUUGGGCGUUAAUAGGGCUACGUCCUGUGUUUCUCUUCUCUGCUGGGUACGGCGAUUGCUGAUACGAGAGUUGUAUCAGUAGCCGGGCCAAUCUUCUUCCUUUUCCUCUUUUCUUGCUGGGGUCUGCGAUAAAUUUACUGGCUCCUGCAAGAGAUGACGGGAGUGCGCGAUGCAUUUGUUUUUGACAGGAGAAGACGAUGGCGACGGAGAAGACGGCGAGAGAGAAGAUGGAAGGGCUGCAUCUGAGGGAGAAAGAAGCGGAGGAAGAACCGAGGCACGAGGCCGAUGAGGCUCGGGACGCCAAGGCGGAGAGGUAUCUCCGUCUCUAUGGACGGAAAUGGUCAGGAAUUCCUGUGUGGUUAAUUAGCCGUUCGUUCGUGUAAACAACAGGGGAGGUGUUCCGGCGAAGGGCGGGAUCUUGUCGGCGCUCAAGGAGAAACUGGUGGGGUCGAGGGACGAGGCGGUGGGGGAGGGCGAUGUAGAGGGUUGCCCCAAGGCGUCGGAGCAGUUGGCUGGGAAGAGCUUCUACGAUGUGGGCAGGAUAGGGGAGGAAGGGCGCACAGAUCCUCACGGGAAGAUGUGA